AUGUCCCAAAUGAGAGAACCACUGAUUCUUCGAUGCAAGAAUAACCAUCUCCCGUACGACAUUGUACUGAACAUUUUGGGAAGACUACCUGUGAAAUCAGUGGCAAGAUUCAGGUGUGUUUGCAAAUCCUGGGACUCCUCAAUCACCACUCCCUAUUUCAUCUCCACCCACCUUAAUCACAACAACAAAGAUCCCUAUGAAGAUGGGAAUGGUUAUAUCAUACACAUGGCGUCAUGGAAAGCACGUCGUGUGAUAUCUUUUUCUACUUCAAUGUCUUCUCCUUCUCCUCCUUCUCUCCCCCCUAAAACAUCAAUAUGUACAGUUGCUUACGGCCACACAUUUGAUAAGAUUUCUGAGAUUGAAAUUCCUUUUGAUUUUUCUUCUAAUUGUACUCAAAUGGUUGGUUCAUGCAAUGGCUUAUUGUGUCUCGCUGAUUCCAAUAAUGUUAUAUAUUUGUGGAACCCCAACAUUAGAAAAUUCAAGAAGUUGCCUCAUACUUGCUUGGGAAACUUAAACAAUGUUACACUUGGAUUUGCUUACUGUUCAGAAAAUAAUGACUAUAAGGUUGUCAUGACUUCACAUAGCUUUUUGUCUACAUAUGAGAUUGGGAUAUACACAUUAAGUUCAGAUUCAUGGAGAAGGGUUGAAAUUUCGGAGACAACAAAUGUAACCUUCUGUAAAGGUAUGCUUUCUCCAAUCCCUUUGGUUAGUGGAGCUUUGCACUGGAUGCCAUAUGUUAAAGAUGAAGCUAUUAUGGCAUUUGAUGUCAAUAGUGAGAAAUUCAGAAAGCUAGCAGUGCCUGAUGUUUCUAUAUAUGAACCACCUCUUCAAAGAACAUGUAUUGCAUCAUUUAGAGGGAAACUGGCUUUCAUUGGACGAUCUGGCUUCCAAUACUCCAUAUGGGUGAUGAGAGACUAUGGUGUGGUUGAGUCUUGGAAUGAACUUUUUGUUGUACCAUUUGAAAGGGUAGCUUGUUGGAUUUGCUUGACCGAUUAUGGUUCACUUAUGGUUGGCUACGAAAAUGAUCCAUUAGAGAGGCAGGGAUUGACAUAUGCAUUAAUUGACACUGAAACUCUGGAAGAGAAGAAAGAUCUGGAUAUUCAACAUCCUUCAUAUGUAGCCACUUUCAUGGAGAGCCUCGUUUUACUUGACAGAACAAAUGUGGAAUCCUAUUAA
Molecule: messenger RNA, 1176 nt
Organism: Quercus robur (English oak)
Lineage: Eukaryota; Viridiplantae; Streptophyta; Magnoliopsida; Fagales; Fagaceae
Product: F-box/kelch-repeat protein At3g23880-like
Exons: 1
Coding region: 1-1176 (391 amino acids)
Molecular function (GO): protein binding
Source: RefSeq, a predicted model, not a curated record